AGAACAAGCUAAGAAGUAACCGCUUUUGCAUUUUCCACGCAUCCCUUUACACCAUUCUUGUUUCUUGUUUCGCCAUUACCUCUCCCGGUCGGCGCACCGACUUUCGCUGCAGGUGCCUCUGCCUCUCAUUUUCGUCUUCUCGCUCCCGCCCCUUUCUCGGCGGCGCCACGGGCUUGAUCGACAGCGCCCACCCCACAGUGACGCUGUCUCUGUCCCCCUCCUUGCUCUCCUCUACUGCCGCUCUCUCAUCGAGGCUUUACGGGCAGAGGCAAAAGACGAGCCGUGCUUCCCACCCCUCCCUCUCCCUCUGUCCACGAUGGAGACGCACGAGAAGGUUGAGAUCGUGAAGCUGGCCAGCGGCCCGCAGAAGCCGGUCAGCGAGUACAAGCGUUUCGCCAUCCUCGUUCUCGGAUCGUUCGGCUGCAUUGUGUGCUCCUUCAGCUAUGCGUGGAACUUGGUGUCGGCGGAUAUGCAAGAGCGCUACCACUUCACUCAGCGUGAUAUGAGCACCAUCGUGACGGUGGGCCUGGUGGUGCAGUACUGCGUGCUACCCUACGCCUUUCUCUUCGAUUAUCUCGGUCCUCUGCCCAUUGUUAUUCUGGCCACCAUCUACUUCCCGCUCGGCACGCUGCUGCUUGCGCUGUGCUUUAUGGGCAAGAUCAACGGCAGCGUCGCCACGUUGAGCGUCUUCAACGCAUUGAUGUCGUGCGGGUGCUCGCUCUUCGAUCUCGGGUGCUGUGUAACGGUGCUGUCCUACUUCCCCACCAACCGUGGCCCGGUGACGGCGCUGCUGAAGACCUUCACCGGACUCGGCUCUGCGCUUGUGGCCUGCCUGUACGCCGGUUACUUCCACUCCGAUCCGGAGAAGCACUUCUUCUUCCUCUUCGCGCUGGCUCUCGUGGUUGGCGUUCUCUGCAUGGUCUUUCUGCGGCUGCCGGAGUACCACCUGACGCAGUACCAGCUGUCGCACCUCCCCAUCGAGGAGCGGCAGCGCCGCGAGAACACCAAGGCGCAGUACCUACGCCAGAAGCCUCCGAUCUGGCGCUUUGUCUACGGCUUUGUGAUUCUGAUCGUCCUGAUCGUAUUCCUUCCCACGCAGAGUGCGCUGGCCAGCUACCGCCACCUCGACUCCUCCGCGAAGAGGGCGUUUGCCAUUGUGACGACGAUUCUGACGCUCCUGUACCUCGUCGUUGCGGCUCCGGUGCCUUUCUGGGACCCCAAGCUGGAGGACCCGGAGGAGGACUCGGAGGACCUGGAUGCGGACGCGAACAUCAGCCUCGCGCUGAAGAUCGACUCGGGCAACAACGCGCGGAAGCAGCACGACACGAAUGAGCCGCACUGCGAGAGGAGCGAGCCGGCGGGCAACGACGACAACAUCCACAAAGGCAACAGCACGGUUACGGCGGAAGCGAUGCUGGAGGAGGACGAUUUGAAGGAGGGGGAGCUGGAGAUCGACUACAUCGCUCCUGCCUAUCCGGGCAGCUUCAUCCACAACCUUCGCACCCUGGAGCUGUGGGCGCUGUGGUGGACCAUGUUCACCGUCGUGGGGUCCGAGUUCGUGAUCAUCUACAACGCCACCAACAUUCUGGCGGCGCUGCAGGGCGAGGACCCUUCCUCUUCGCUCAGCACGCUGCUGACGGUGCUGAACGGUGUGGGCAGUGCGGUGGGUCGUCUGCUGAUGUCGUACUUUGAGGUUCACACGCAGAAGCGCAAGGCGGAGGACCGCAUCCCCAUCACGAUUUCCCUGUUCCUGCCGACGGGUUCGAUCAUCAUUUCCCUCAUCUUAUUUCUUGUGCUGCCGGCUGCUGCGCUGCCGCUGCCGUACGUUGUCGCUGCCCUCGGCAACGGCUUCCUGGCCGGUGUGACCCUCCUGGUGUCACGCACCAUCUUCGCGAAGGACCCUGCGAAGCACUACAACUUCUGCUUCACCGCCACCAUGCUCGCCUCGCUUGUGUUCAAUCGUUUCCUCUACGGUGAGUGGUACACGGUGCAGGCGGAGAAGCAGAACCACGCGAAUCAUCGCUGCUACGGCAAGCACUGCGUGCUGAUGCCGCUGGUCGUACUGAUGGCACUGGCCUGCACUGCUUUUGCGACGGACGCGGUGCUGCACCUGCGGUACCGUUCCUUCUGCCAGCGCACUCUGGCCGAGCGUGCCCGUCUGCACGAGCUCGCCCAUCACAACCACGAAAUGAACGAGGCGAUCAACAGCCUUCAUUCGGACACCACGCCUGCAGACGCUGACGGGGAGCCACGCGGCGAGGCGGUGCAGUCGAAUUCACGUCCCUGA
Messenger RNA from Leptomonas pyrrhocoris, 2287 nucleotides. Its product is annotated as putative protein associated with differentiation 4. Gene Ontology annotation, cellular component: membrane. The transcript has a single exon. Bases 317 to 2287 code for a protein of 656 amino acids. NCBI's taxonomy places the organism in Eukaryota, Euglenozoa, Kinetoplastea, Trypanosomatida, Trypanosomatidae. The record is from RefSeq and is a predicted model, not a curated record.